AUGGGCUCGGCGGGCGCCCGGGGGCGCGCCACGUGGGUGCUGGCCGGGGGCCUCCUGGCUGCCGCCCUGGCGCUGCCCGCGGGGUCCGGGGACCGAGGCCGGCUCCCCGCCGACCCGGGUCCCCUCCGGCGCCCCCUCGGUGCCCAGCCUCCCCAGGAUCCCCGCUCGGCUCCCGGGGCGGGGCCCGAGCAGACCGCGGAGGACUUGCCCCAUGGGAUUUGGCCCAGUGUGGAAAGCUCUCACUUUCUGACUGCAGUAGAAGCGCCAUUUGGAAUGAAAUUCAAUAAGAAAACUGAAGUCUUUAACCCACCCCCGACUUCUGCAGCCUCUAGUGGGCCAUGGAUUCAUUCCAUAUAUGCUUUUAUACGCUCGUGGCCCAAGAAGACCUUGUUUAAAAGAGAGUCUGCUGUAACACACCACUUGCAUGGAGACAUUUCAAGAGACAUUCAAGGAACUUCUGAGAAUGGAGUAAUUUUUCAGAAAUGUGCAGUGGUGUCCGUGCAGAGCGAGUGGCCAACAGCUCGUGUGCGACUGUUUGUGAACAACACCAGGACGCCCGCGGCUGCCAACCUCUCUGACCUGCUCUUACUGGACAACAUCACCGGCCUCACCGUUAGGGAAUCGGCUGGAAACCAGACCUCAAGAGGGUUCCAGGCUUUCAGGAAGAAGUUUCUGCAAGUUGGAGACUCCUUCUCCGUCAGCUACACAGCAUCGCUCGAGGCCAGAGACGUUGGGAGUGGAGAGGUCCUGAUGCUUCCUGCCCAGCUCUCCUUCCAGAGUUCAUCACUGAACAGAGCCCAGCUGAAAGCCCUUUUCACCAUAACAAUAGAAGAAAAGAUAACGGUUCUACCAAACCACGGCCUCCACGCAGCAGGGUUCUUCGUGGCCUUCAUCCUCUCCCUGGUGCUGACCUGGGCUGUGCUUUUCUUCAUGGUUCGAUAUCAGUGUUUGAAGGGAAGCAUGCUUACCAGACACCAGGUUCAGCAUCACGAGAGCAAGCUGGAGCGCUCCCAGUUCACCUCAGCUGAUGGUAUGAAUGAAGAUAUCGUGCUAAAUGACCAAAUGAUAGACAUUCUGUCUUCAGAGGACCCCGGGAGCAUGCUUCAAGCCUUAGAAGAGCUGGAAAUUGCAACCCUGAAUCGGGCAGACUCAGAUCUGGAAGCUUGUCGAACCCAAAUCAGCAAAGAUAUCAUUGCUCUUCUACUGAAAAAUCUGACCAGCAGUGGCCAUCUCUCCCCUCAGGUAGAGAGGAGGAUGGGUGCUGUUUUCAAAAAGCAGUUUCUGUUGCUGGAGAAAGAAAUUCAAGACGAGUAUGAUCGGAAGCUGGUGGCCUUGACAGCUGAGUGUGACCUAGAAACAAGAAAGAAGACAGAAAGCCAGUACCAGAGGGAGAUGGCAGCAAUGGAGGAAGCAGAAGAGGUGGUGAAACGUGUUAGUGAGAGGUCCGCUAUCGAAUGCAGCAGCCUCCUGCGGACCCUCCAUGGCCUAGAACAGGACCACCUGAGGAGGUCCCUUGCUCUGCAGCAGGAGGAAGACUUUGCCAAGGCCCACAGGCAGCUGGCCAUUUUCCAGAGGAAUGAACUGCACAGUAUCUUUUUUACCCAGAUAAAAAGUGCUAUUUUCAAAGGGGAACUGAAGCCAGAGGCAGCAAAAAUGCUGCUGCAAGAUUACUCUAAAAUACAGGAGAAUGUAGAAAAGUUAAUGGACUUUUUCCAGGCUAGUAAGAGAUACCAUCUCAGUAAAAGAUUUGGCCACAGGGAGUAUCUGGUCCAGAACAUACAGUCAUCGGAGACCCGUGUGCAGGGCCUGCUUAGCACUGCUUCUGCUCAGCUGACCCUCCUUAUCCAGAAACACGAGAGAGCGGGCUACUUGGAUGAAGAUCAGAUGCGGGUGCUCUUGGAGCGGGCUCAGACAGAAGUCUUUUCUAUAAAACAGAAGUUGGACAAUGACUUAAAGCAGGAAAAGAAAAAACUCCACCAAAAAUUAAUAAUUAAGAGAAGACGAGAGAUGCUGCAAAAGCACAAGGAGCAGCGGAGGGAGCGGCUGUCCAUCGCUGAAGCCUUCGGGGCGGCUGAGGAUGCUCGCCAGUACAUGGGCCAGUGGCGGAGCCUGGUGGCCGAGCACAGCGCCGCCCUGGAGGAGCUGCAGGAGCGCCUGGACCAGGCUGCCCUGGACGAGCUCAGGGCCCUGACCCUCUCACUGUCCGAGAAAGCCACAGAGCAGCUGCGGCGGCUGCAGAACUCGGUGAUGACCCAGGAGCUGCUCAAGCGCGGGGUCCCCUGGCUCUUCCUGCAGCAGAUCCUGGAGGAGCACAGCAGGGACCUGGCCGCCCGGGCCGAGCGGCUCGAGGGCGAGGAGAGGGAGAGGGGCCAGGAGGGCAUCCAGGGCGUGAGGCAGAGACUGAAGGACGAUGCUCUGGAGGCCUCCACGGAGGAGCAGGCGGAGCUGAGACACUGGGAGCACUUGAUCUUCACGAAGCUCUGGUCCUCUGCCUUCUCCCUGUCCGAAGAGGAGCUGCUCGGGAUGAGGCAGGAAGUUCACGGCUGCUUUGCUCAGAUGGACAGGAGCUUGGCCCUUCCCAAAAUCCGGGCCCGAGUCCUGCUGCAGCAAUUUCAAACCGCAUGGCGAGAAGCAGAGUUCCUGAAAUUGGACCAGGCGCUGGCCGCCCCUGAGCUGCAGCCACAGUCCAAGGCAAGGAAGCCACGCUCCAAGAGCAAAAGCAAGACAGACCUUUUAAAGAAGUGCACUGAAGAAAAAAUUCAGCUCUUUGAGGAACAGGCCCCCGAAGACCUGGUUGAAAAGGUCCGAGGAGAGUUGCUUCGCGAGAGGGUACAGCAGCUGGAGGCCCAGGAGGGACGCUUUGCCGAGUCCCUCGUCUCCCUGCAGUUCCAGAAGGCGACCAGGAUGGCCAAGACCCUGUGGGCGUACACUGCUCUCCUGACCAUUCAGGACCUGCUCCUGGAGGAGCUGAGUGCGUCAGAGACCCUGACCAAGUCAGCCUGCACGCAGAUCCUGGAGUCGCACAGUCCGGAGCUCCAGGAGCUGGAGAGGAAGCUGGAGGACCAGCUGGCGCACCAGGAGGCGGCCCAGCUGCAGCGGGCCCUGGAGAGUCGGCAGCAGUGGGCAGGUGAGGGGCCUGGGCUUCUGCACGAGCCGGAGGAGGAGACAGAUUCUGAAAGGCAGGUUUCGGCUGUCCUGCGACGGGCCCUGAGCAAGGGUCAGAAGUUACUGGAGCGUCACCAGCAGAGUUUGAGAGAGGAGCAAGAGAACAGUGUCAUGCUUGAAGAUUUGCUGGAGAAUAUGGAGACGGACACCUUUGUGACCCUGUACAGCCAGGAGCUGAGACUGGCGUCCUACCUGUCGAAGCUGACGAUGCUGCCGGGGAGCACGCUGCGUUGGCUCCUGAGCGUGGCUGUGCCUGCAGCCUUGCAGCCCGAGCUGCUCUCCUUGCUGGAUCCCGUGGGCCAGAGGCAUCAGGACCACACAGCGGAGAGUGACGGCGGCGGGGUGCAGGCUGACCUGGGCAGGAGGGGGAAACAUCAGGACUGGUGGCAAGCCUUUGAGAGCAAACUUCGAGGAGAACUGAUAAGCAGAGGGGUAGAAAAGAUGCUCUGGGCUCACAAGAGGAAGGAGAGCAUAUUAAAGAAGACGUGUCCCCCUCUCAGAGAGAGGGCGAUAUUCUCUGGAAAAGGAAGUUGGCCACACCUGUCACUGGAGUCCAUUGGUGAACUGGCCCCGGUGCCCAUUGUAGGGGCAGAAACCAUUGAUUUAUUAAACACUGGCGAAAAGCUCUUUAUCUUCAGAAAUCCAAAGGAGCCGGAGAUCUCACUGCACCUUCCUCCCAGGAAAAAGAAGAACUUUCUGAAUGCCAAAAAGGCCACUUGGGCCUUGGGCAUGAACUAG
Molecule: messenger RNA, 3903 nt
Organism: Lipotes vexillifer (Yangtze River dolphin)
Lineage: Eukaryota; Metazoa; Chordata; Mammalia; Artiodactyla; Lipotidae
Gene: EVC2
Product: EvC ciliary complex subunit 2
Exons: 22
Coding region: 1-3903 (1300 amino acids)
Biological process (GO): smoothened signaling pathway
Cellular component (GO): ciliary membrane; plasma membrane protein complex
Source: RefSeq, a predicted model, not a curated record